CUGCGUGCUACCGGAAAUUACGCAGCAAGGAGUGCGAGAUCGAGACGAAGGAUGUAGCGUUUUAGAAGGCGUCUUCAUCAAUAACAAACGCGCGCACCUGGCGACCGGUUCUCUGUACGGGUACAUAAUAAAUGACAGUACAGGAAUUGACUUUCUAGAAAACUAUCGUGUCCCUCGCGAAAAACCGGUCGUUGGUGUAGUUUGUGUCCUAUUAUGAGCUAUUCGUGGCGUUUGUCGAUGGAUCAUCCGUGCGUUGAUCACGAGAUGCGACGUAUCUCGAUGGAAAGAUGGAAAAUGUAUCUCAAACAGCCACAUAUAUAUACACACGCACGUAGUUGGGAUUUAUUGUAAAUUACCAUUGUUGUAUUAUAACUUCACGUUGUUCGCUGUUUCAUUCGAGGGAAGAUCGGGGGCAGCUUUGGUAGUUACUCAACGACCGUUCGAAUAUUUCCGGCAAUAGAGUGGUGAACGAGGAAGGAAGGGUGGUUCAUGCGGAGCGCGGUGUUCAAUUAGCAAUUUAAUAUUCGUUCGUGGCUCAUGUGGAGCCCGGUGCCACGAGCAAUUGGAUCUCAAGUGUCCGACGAAAAACUCUUCUCACGUGACCGGCAAAGCGGAAAUUGAAAUUCGCAUACACGUUCGAUAACGGCGUAUCCCAUCUGUGCCGAUUCGACAGCUGUCCAUCGAUUUCGUACGUUCGUCAUUAGCUUGGGCUAUAGAGAAAUCGAAAGAGCAGUUUUCUGAAAAGACUGUAUAAUCUUUGUUCCUUUCCAAUCGAUCUCGAUCUUAUCGCGAAUCAACGUUUCGCUCUGUGAAUAGACAACUUCAGACUUAAAGAGUGAUGCAACGUUUGACUGUCACUUUCGUUGUUUAACUUAAUGGAGAUGAAAUUUAUAGAGUAUUACAGAGAUACUCCAGGUUACUGAUCUAGUUUCGGUUCAAUCAAAUCCUCGGGAUGUUACACCUGAGUCCUGAGUAUCAGGUUCAUUGACGAUGGCCGUACCCAAGAAGAAGUUACUCGAUACCGUCUGGAACACCACGACGUUUUUGCUCACCAAGCAGCCGGAAGAUUUCGUGGAGUGUCAUCGCGUUAAAAUCGUCAUCGUCGGCAGCGGUUACACGGGUGUCGCCGUUGGAAUCGCGAUUCUCUUCAAGCGUCUCGCCUCGGAGGUGGUGUUCAUAGACGCGGACGAGGAAUUGGCGAAAGCAGAGGCGGAAGACAUCAGCCACGCGGCGGCGUUCCUCGGCAACCCGAAGAUCGUCGGUACCAAAGAUUAUUCCAUGGCUAGAGAUGCCACGGUCUGCGUGAUCACCGUGGGGGAUAGAGCUACGAGCGACGAUGACGAAGCAACUUUGAUGGAUCAGAAUUUGAAUAUUUUUAAAGACGUUAUCCCGAAGGUCUGCAAGUAUGCACCAAACAGCAUACUUUUAAUCGUGACGGCGCCAGUGGACAUACUGUCGUAUGCAGCCAUGAAGCUCUCAGGCUUCCCACCGCACCGUGUGAUGGGGUUGGGCACAUUUUUGGAUAGCUGUAGGUUUCAGUACUUCAUCGCGCAGAAGCUUGGAAUUUCGGCAAACUCGGUGCAGGCCUCUAUAAUUUGUGAAAACGGACCCACGUCUGUACCCAUCUGGUCCGCCGUGACAGUCAUGGGCAUUAAACUGAAAGACAUCAACAGAGAUAUCGGUACUAAAUCGGAUCCAGAAUCGUGGGGUGAACUACAUACAAAAGUAAUCGAAUCCGAUAAAGAUCUUAUCACGAGGAAAGGAUAUCGCUGUUGGGGUACUGGUAUUUGUGCGGCGGAAGUCGUAGAUGCCAUCGUGCGAAAUACUUGUAUUUGCAUGACGGUAUCUACCUACUUAAAGGGUUGUAGACACGGUCUGGAGAAAGAUGUCUACAUGUCACUGCCCUGUAUAGUCGGCAGAAAUGGCAUACAAACGCUUCUUCGUCAUCCGUACACACCGGAGGAGCAAGAACUUACGGAGGCCUCGUGCAGAGCCAUUUACGAAACUCAAAAAUCAAUUCUUCAUACUUUGGAGUGAAUCUUUACGAUCUCACCAAGUACAAACGUUUUCAUCACUUUCGUCGACUCGUGCAUUCGUUGGGAAGUCCAUAAUUCUAAAAGUUCAUUCGUGACGCGAAAGAACAAUGUUGUAUUGAUUAAAUUACACAAAAACCAGCAGUGAGAUGAGAGUUCGGUGGCAGAAUCCAUGCUUAAGAAGCACAGCCAGUUUGUUUUACAAACCGAAUUUCUUUUCUUUUUCUUCGGCAACCGAUGAAUAGGGGAGGCGCUAUAAAUUGCACGCGCACGCCACUCGGCCGAUUUCGGCCAAUUUGCCAAGAUUAAUGUAGACCAGGGAUAAUUAAUUGGCGGACGUACGAAGCGGUUAACCGUCCCGCCACCGGCGACCGGUCGUGAUAAAACGAUCGCUAUUACAAACACAAAGAACGCCAGUUUCGAAGACGCGAUGGUCAACGAUACAGCAAUCUUUUAUAAAAUUCGCUUUCGCCGAUACCGGCCUUUUGUCUUUGUCAGCAGCGGCAUUAGUCAACAAGUUCUCGCGUCGACGAUCCUCGACGCUACCGUCGUACCCCACAAUUCGAUAAAGUCGUUUCCAAAGGAAUAAAGAUACCCGUGUUCAAUAAUGAAUCCGACAACGGUUCCUACUUACGCUACGGACUGCCAGAAGAAGAAAUUUAUUCAUGGAAUUCAGCGAAACAUCGUUGUUGCCGGUAUAAGCUUCGUACGAAAUAAUCGACGGUGAUUCAUUACCUCGAUUACAGAGCGAAAUUUCGUCGAGCAAACCGGCCAACUCCGGUGGAAAAAGCGCGUGAAACAGAGACGCGAUCGCGGCAAUGCCGAUGCCUGCUGCUUUUAAUGGCUGUUCAUCCUCUUUCUGGAUUCAUAUUCUCGAAAUGAGCAAGGAACCGUAUAGCGAAGAGAGGCUUAUAAUGUAAACGCGGCUCGUUGUCGUCGCGACGACCAACCACCAGCAAAUUCUUCGUCGUUCUCUCGCAACAGGAGCACGGGGACACACCGGUGAUUCAUUAUACAUGCUAACGAAUGUGCGUUACGAGAGAGAGAGAGGAAAAAUGAGAGGGAAAGAGAGGCUACGAGGGGUUUCCUGCGGCUGGAAGCCACACCAAUAACGACGGGGAGUACGGCAACGUCUUCAUCUCCGACGCACCGGCUUCUUCUCAGGCGAAGCCAUUUUUCUGUAUUAUCUCGAUGACGAGUCUCGAGCACGUAAUUUAUAUCGCAAACCUAAUAACACGAUUCUGUUCCUCCAUGUCUUCCCUUGUCAACAUCAAGUCGUCUAUUUCCCUACUUUUCGCCUACCAUCGCUAAUCUUCGUUAUCAUUCAGUUUCUUGUUCGAAGUGUAUAAAAAUGAAACAAAUAUCGAAUAUAUUCCUCUAUGAACUUUCCAAUCAGCAACGUUUGGGAAGUAAUUUGGCGAGGAAAAUUCAUAAUCCUCUCGGUGUCGGAAUACGAGCGAAAAAGAAGGAGGUUCCCGAGGACAUCGUUCACCAGCGAAACACCGCGGUAGGUACUACUAAUUACUGUACUUUUUAUUUCGCUCCGACAUAAUGCCCCGCCGGUUCGAGCAGCGGGUUCGGUUCACCAUGAGCGGAGGUGGCCCGGCCGCCGCGUCACAAGGAGAAAAAGGAACACGUGUAGGAGUAAAAAGGAAGAACGAACGGAGAGUGGCCAGAGGCCGAUGGAACACUGUCUGGCUCCCCUCUUGUAGUGCAAUAUCCGAUGCGUUCGGAUCAUUUAUGCAGCGAUCACGACACGUAUGCAAGCACGGCAGAUCUUAAAGCAUUCGGUCGACGUCGUAAAACCGCAGCGGUACACGACGGAGCGUGGGGGCCAGGUCGGUCCUUGAUUGAGUUACGAUUUAAUUAGUCCGUGCGGCCAAUCAGUAAUUAAGAUAUCCGCUAAUCAACGGACCCAAGAGCACCUCCGAUCUCUUCACCCCUGACGCACAUUAACAGAGGGAACUUUUCUCUGCUCCCCUCCCGUCUCGAUGCGUACUUCCAUCUUCGUCCUUCGUUCUUCUUCUGCUUUCUUCCCACACUUUUUACUACCUUAUCCUUCCUGGUUCCCGGUCCAUUGCCAAACCCGUGAAUCAAUCGACCGGACAGUUCGGCCGCCCGCAGGAUUCUACGCGCGUGACUAAUCUCCUCGUAAAAAACAAGGGAUCUAAAUCGAUAGCUGGACAAAAAGUUGAUAGCUUCGGGAAAUGGUAACGAAAAUUUGGUUCUUGCUGAGAACUUAGGCCUCUGAUAUUUAGUUCGUUUAUGUUCUGAAUACAUUUUCUGGGAACCAUGAUACUUAUAAGUUUUGUUUCUUUCGAGACAAGUAUGGUUGUAUUUUCUCUCUGCGUUGGUGUAUUAAAAGCUCUGCAAUAAUAAGGCGCGUUGAUUCUGUUGACUGUACAAGAAAAGCCAAUUACGUCACGUGUCUAUUACCUGACAUUUAUGCAAAAUAAAUAAAGAUAUAUGCGUAGUUGCAUGUCUAAAAUUAUAGCACGUAACAUAACCACUUCCUUCGCAUCUAAUCAAAUGACUCACGGGCCAACUUUUGCUCGGAUUUGUGGAUAAGAUAUGUCACGUCUCGGUGAAAAGCACGCAAGAUAUCUCGUCCAAGCCAUCGCGAGGUUUCUCGUUCAUAAACGUGAAAGGAUUAAUGGAUAGGCUAGGCUAGCUAACGAUACAGAAGCAUAACGUAUGCUAAUACAUAUAAGAUUAAUAUACUGUCAAUGGAGAAGAAUAUAAGAUGGUUAGGUUCCAAUACCCAGUUAAGGUUUAACGAACAGGGACUCUGUUACUCUGAAAUAGAUGUCACUUUAAACAAAGUAGGAUGCGUCCAGGCAAAGCUCUCAGGUAGAAAUCAGGGUGCGAUUAAUCACCUGUUCGGGUUCUUGCUAUAGGUCUCGGUGCACUUGUUACCUCAUUAAAUCAAAUAUAUGGCAUCGGAUCGCACAGAAAUCGAACCGUAAUUCAUAAUAACUGCGACAUUUAUGUACCCUGUGCACGCCCUGUGACAAAUAUUCUAAGUAAUCGUUUAAUAUCUCGG
This is a messenger RNA of Bombus huntii, 5076 nucleotides long. RefSeq names its product L-lactate dehydrogenase A-like 6A. Bases 991 to 2037 code for a protein of 348 amino acids. Gene Ontology annotation, molecular function: oxidoreductase activity, acting on the CH-OH group of donors, NAD or NADP as acceptor. Gene Ontology annotation, biological process: carboxylic acid metabolic process. Lineage: Eukaryota; Metazoa; Arthropoda; Insecta; Hymenoptera; Apidae. The transcript is spliced from 6 exons. The record is from RefSeq and is a predicted model, not a curated record.